Molecule: messenger RNA, 882 nt
Organism: Mesocestoides corti
Lineage: Eukaryota; Metazoa; Platyhelminthes; Cestoda; Cyclophyllidea; Mesocestoididae
Source: the annotation of a GenBank genome assembly
AUGAGUGUCGCCAACUGUCGCUCCUUCCUAGGUGGAUCCUUCGGUGCGUUGUGUUUGAUUUGGCCAUUUCCCACAAGACAACCUAUCACGCUGGAGGAAGAAACUAGAAACCUCAUGAAGGUAGCCUACGCUCAGAUCCGUGAAAACCAUUACGAGGCCGCAGAUGCUACUCUCCAUCAAAUUCUUAAGUUAUUGACUGAUGCUUUCCAUGCCAGCCAUAUUUCACCUAGUGAGCAUUCGGGUCGGCGUGCACGUGUCUUCAGCGAGUUAGCCAACCUCCGCUUACUUCAGCGCAACUACACAGAUGCUGAGAAAUUGUUUAUCGAAACGAUCCGUUCGUCUAUUGCUGGAGGCAUGGAUCCCGACGACGCCUGCAUUGUGGAGCUCUCUUUAAAGCUGUCUUUGAUUUACGACAAGCUAGGCGAUUCGGAAAAAGCUCUCUUAGGAUUCAAACACUGCUUUGAAGUGCAGCUGAAAAGGAUGGGCAAGCUAAAGGAAGCUCGCGAAAAACUAGUAGUUGCUCUUAAAUCCGCGCGACGGAUCUAUGCACCAGAUCACGAAAAUUGUCUUCAUCUCCUCGCAGAUUUGGCAAGCCUUGAAAGCCAAAUAGGUAAUUUUAAUGCCGCCUUGGACCAUCUUGACGAAGGUAUCCGUUUGGCCGAACAGCACGAGACAUCGACUGCCCCACUGAUUCGCCUUUUUUGCAUGCGUGCGGUGAUUGAGGGAAACAGGGGCGAAUUCGCCUCAGCAGCAGACUGGUUGCAAAAAGCUCACAAAAAGUGCUCUGAACUUGGAGAACAAAAAGAACGAGAAGCCUUGAGAGAGGAGGUCCAAGCUGUUCGAAAAAUGAUAGACGCUUGGGAUGUCGAGGCUUCAGUGUAA